UAAAUGUCCACGUGGCACCACAGUUUUCGAACAUGUUCAUCUGGGCCUUCCGUUCCCAUCUUCAACACAAGCAAAGCAAACAGCCUAAGCAAUCAAACCAUUCAUUCUCUUAAUAAUCCAUGGCUUCAACAAACUACACAUCUCUGUGUUCUUCUUCACUUGUACGAAGAAUAAUUUCCCCGAAGCAAAACCAGUUGCUUUGUUCUUCGUUCAAUCUAAACCAAUUCACGAAUCACCCAUUUAUGAGUAGCAGUUUCUGCAAUUCCCACCCUUUAAAUACUCCAUCUUUUGUGUUCAUGGCCUCCCAAACAGAAAUUGAAGGCAGCGGAGAGGAGAAAUAUGAAAAGUACGAGGUCGAAAUAGUGAAGCCAUAUGGGCUGAAAUUUGCCAAGGGGAGAGAUGGCGGAACAUACAUUGAUGCAGUUGAACCCGGAGGAUCAGCUGAUAAGACUGGAAUGUUCACUGUUGGUGAUAAAGUUAUUGCCACCAGUGCAGUGUUUGGAGAUGACAUAUGGCCUUCUGCUGAAUAUGGAAGAACAAUGUAUACAAUUCGGCAGAGAUUAGGCCCUUUGUUCAUGAAAAUGGAGAAGAGAUAUGGGAAGAUGGAUAGUACGGGUGAGUUGUCAGAAAAGGAAAUUAUUAGACAGGAAAGGAAUGCCGGUUUCAUCAGUGAUAGGGUGAGAGAGAUUCAGUUUACAAAUGCAAUGAGGAAAAAGGAACAGAAAGAGCGCAGAGGAAUGGAUCUUCGUGAAGGACUUCGUCUAUACAAGAGUGGCGAAUAUGAAGAAGCAUUAGAGACAUUUGAGUCUGUAUUAGGAUCAAGACCAGAUCCAAAUGAAGCUGCAGUAGCAAGUUAUAAUGUUGCAUGUUGUUAUUCUAAGCUUAAUCAGAUUGAAGCUGGAUUGUUUGCCUUGGAGGAUGCAAUGAAAGCGGGAUUUGAAGAUUUCAAGAGAGUUAGAACAGAUCCAGAUCUUGCCAAUCUCAGGACAUCAGAUAACUUUGAGUCCCUUCUUAAGAAAUUCGAUGAAUCAUUCAUCAAUGAAAGCGCAAUCCAUGCGCUUAAAUCCCUGUUCGGGUUCAACAAAAAGUAGAACCAGCUGUUUGGAUAGGGCUUCUGCUUACAGAUAUAGCUGAACAUGUAUAUGAAUCCUGCAAGAAAAUUGUUGUUAUUUUGCAAUUCUGUCCUGCAACUGUACUUGAUUAAAUUUCAUGUACUUGUAUUAGAUGGUCUGAAAGAAAUUAUGGAGUUAUAAAUUAUCAACACGGAUCUCUCAUUGUUCUUUACUUGUAGGCUGUAGCAUGUCACCCUAGCGAAGCAUGUAGUUUUUUAAUGCUUCAUUGUAUAUUAUUCUAUCCGUUCUUAAACCGUUAUUGCUGCUUAUUUCAAAAAAAAAAAACGUCAUUGCUGUUUGAGUUUUUUUCUGUUUGCUUUUAGAAUGUUUCGAGAAAUA
Messenger RNA from Cuscuta europaea, 1451 nucleotides. The record is from the annotation of a GenBank genome assembly. Lineage: Eukaryota; Viridiplantae; Streptophyta; Magnoliopsida; Solanales; Convolvulaceae.